This is a messenger RNA of Vanessa tameamea, 1194 nucleotides long. RefSeq lists its product as uncharacterized. The record is from RefSeq and is a predicted model, not a curated record. The coding region runs from base 145 to 1194 and encodes 349 amino acids. The transcript has 9 exons. NCBI's taxonomy places the organism in Eukaryota, Metazoa, Arthropoda, Insecta, Lepidoptera, Nymphalidae.
AUUCUUGAGCAUGUAAACAAAUUUGGAAUUAUUUUGCACAAAGAUUAUGGCCGGAAAAACGAAAUAAUUUUACCAAGUGAACUAAAAGAUUAUAACAUCACCACAAACAAGACUGAGCUUAAAAACUAACAACAUAACGAAAAAAUGGAGCAUCAGCGAAUGUUCGAACGCCCAUCGGUGCGAAGUCGCAUAGCGUCUUGGUUUAACGGAAAGAAUUUCAAUCCUCAAAAAUUAAGAGGUGUGAUUUUGGGGAUCACGCUUACCGCAACACUUGGAGAGGUGUCCUCUUACAAACUCAUCAAGCAAGAUAUAGAGGCUGGAGAACUUCCUUCCUAUCUCGCUGAUCUCAUGAUAAUAGUGUUUUCGAUAUUUGAAGCGAUUGUGGCACCGUUCAUUUCCUGGUAUGGAUUUAGGAAUCGACGCAUGUUGCUGAUCAGCUACACAUUUGCUGUCACCGUGACCAGCGUAACGUGGUGGUUUAUACCAGCGAAAUCAGAGAGAGAAGAAUCAGAAUUGUGCGAUGCAUCAAACUCAAACAAUAGUGUUGCAUUUCGUGGAACCACAACUCGCUCAAUUAUUCGUCUCGUCAUCGUUAUUAUUUCAUGUGUGGCAUUUGUGCUCUCGCGUGUGGCGUGUUGGAGUCACAGCGUUGCUUACUCCGACGAAUACGCGCCGGCUCGGGCCAGUGUUCAUUACGGUGCUCUAUUGAUUUCUAGAGUGGUACCACUUGUACUGGGAUACAAGACAUUGACGGGCGCAGUCGAUGAUAACAUGCCGCUGCAGGCCGCGGGAAUAGCCGUCGGGUUUCUGUUGAACUUAAUACAGCUGUUUUUCUAUGUACCAAAAACAGUGCCUAUAGUGGAUGGAGUGCAGAAAGUAUCUGUCCCCUUACACGAACGGAGUUUCAUCACGAGCGUUGGGCGCGUGUUCAACAACUCUGCGGCGAUGACGCAAAUGUUCGCAAUGAGCCUUCUGGCGGCUGCUCUGUGGGGUUACGGCUUCCACGAGCUGGAUAUUGUUAAGGUUAAAUACAAUUUGAUUCCUGAGACGAGUGGACUGGUCCAAAUCACUGAAAUAUUGUUAUACUAUUUUCUUGCUAUUUUUGUGGCUUACCGCGAGCAGCCCUCGCGCAUGCCACCACUCCGGCGUCAUGUAGGGUGCCACCAACGACAUUAUACCACAAAACCUGCCUAA